AUGCUCCAGGAUGCCGACGUGUCACAGUCGGGAUACCUCCCUAAUCAUAAUAUCGACCCCAGCAAGCUGAGCUCAUACACCCUGAGCUAUUCCAAGACAUUCAACACUGCUGAGGUCUUUUACGCCAAGCCUCUCGUCUGGACACCAAGCGGCUCAUCGAGCGAGUACGUUAUUCUUGUCUCGAAUCAGAAUGUUGUUCGGGUUCUUGAUGGAGCCACUGGAACCACGCUGUAUACUCGCAGUCUCGACCCGCCAUUCCUAUCCGCGGACUCAAGCUGUGGAGACAUACCCAAUACGAUAGGGAUCACUGGCAGUCCUAUUAUCGAUUCUGCGACAGAUAUCAUGUAUUUCUACUCGAAAGGUUACAAAAAUGGCGCCAGCAGCGGUGGCACAAUCAAUGGACAAUACAAGCUGUAUGCCGUCAAGCUUCCGGCCUUGACAGAUGUUGCUGGCUUCCCUAAAAGCCUCGAGGGAAUAGCUGCGACUAAUGAUAAUACACGGUACUUCAUCGGUGGCACAGUCUUGCAGCGACCCGGUCUUGCAUUUGUUGGUAAUAGCAUUGUUGCCGGCUUUGGAGGUCAAUGUGACAACUUUAAUUACACUGGACUCUUAGUCACAGCUAGCAAGACUACCGGUACGGUGACGAAUAUGCAAGCGAUGGUUGCAAGGCCGGGUGCUCCCUCGCCCCAGCCUACCGAUAUCCAGGACCAAACAGGUGGCAAAGCUGGUAUUUGGCAGUCAGGCAUGGGUCUCGCCGUUGACUCAGCUAAAAGCCGUGUGUACUUCGUCACUGGAAACGGACGUGGUCCAGGAGAUCUUAAGGGGUCUGCCGGUGUGGCAACGCCGGGCUCAACGAAGAUCAGCACACUCGAACAGACUGUGGCACGCUUCUCUGUGGAUGGAUCGGGAUUGCUGACGCAAGAGGAUUGGUUCUGUCCGGUUGAGUAUGACAACUUAAACGGCAGUGAUGGUGACUUUGGCUCGUCUGGUGUUGCGCUUCUUGACCCAGCUACCUUCUCGGGUGGCGGAGUGAACAGGCUUGCUGUUGCCACGGGAAAGAAUGGCAAAGUGUACAUCAUGGAUGCCGACAGUCUUGGCGGUUUUAGGAUGGGCAGUGGCUCAACAGAUGGAGUCAUUCAAACUCUCGACUAUACCGGAGCCUCAUUCUUUGGUGGCAUUGGUAGCUAUCCCGGUGGUGGAGGCUAUAUAUAUUUCAUCCCUACCAAUGGUUACCUUUAUGCCUACAAAUUCUCUAUUCAAAAUGGCAAGCCGAACUUUGCACUAGCUGGCAAGAGUGCCCUCACUUUUGCAGGCAAGUGUGUUCCGACUGUGACGGACUUGAAUGGCCAAGCCGGUACUGGUGUGGUCUGGGUUUCGGAUGUCAAUCAAGGACUGCACACCGCCGCCGCCCCCGACUGUUUCCAGCGUUUCAUCCACGGCCCCGGCCACUACCAGUUCCAAAUCGAGCACGAGCUCGACAAAAUCGUCGACGCUAAGCUCAUCAAGAAUACUACAUUUGAGGAUGGUCCGGCCAUGGUCACGCAAUGUCCCAUCCCGCCGGGUGAAUUCUUUGUCUACCAGUUCAAGGUGCUACAAGCAGGCACGUAUUGGUACCACGCUCACGUUGGCGGCCAGUAUAUUGAUGGCUUCCGUGGCCCGCUCAUCAUCAAAGAUACUCAGGCGCCUUACAAGGUUGAUCAGGAGGUGACGCUGACGUUGUCGGAUCUGUAUCAUGACGAGGCGCCUUACCUGAUCAACUACUUCCUGUCGUCAGACAAUACUGACACAACAGGCGGCGCAGAGCCUGUGCCUAAUUCAGCACUAAUGAACGAGGCUCAGAACGUUAAGUUUUCCAUCACUCCAGGAAAGAAGUACUUGUUCCGGAUCAUCAACAUGGGCGCCAUCGGGGCACACUACCUUCAGUUUGACCAGCACACAAUGACGAUCGUGGAGGUUGAUGGUGUUUUCGUCCAGCCGUAUGAUGUGCAACAAUUGUUUGUUGGCGUGGCGCAACGAUACAGUGUCGUGAUACAGGCGAAGGCAGAUGCAAGCAAGAACUACGCCAUCGUGGCAUCGAUGGACAGCGACAUGUUUGCGUCGUACCUCAUGCCCCCAGGAAUGAACACCAACGUGACGGGGUGGCUAGUCUACGACUCUGCAAAGGCUCUACCAGCACCUCCAAGCCUUCAGAUCCAGCCUUUUGACGACAGCGUGCUGAUUCCAGCUGAUCAAGUACCCCUAAUGGAUCCGCCAUCACAGACGAUCUACCUGACCGCAUCGUUUGGUGCCAACGAAGCCGGAUCAACUCGCGGUCUAUUCAAUGGAGUUACCUAUGUGCCGCAAAAGGUUCCCACCCUGUACACUGCUCUGACUGCGCCGGCCAACGUGUUGAAUGACCCGACGAUUUAUGGCACCAACAGCAUACCAUUUGUGCUGCCAUACAAUUCCAUCAUUCAGCUUAGCAUCAACAACCACGAUGACCGCGCGCAUCCUUUCCAUCUGCACGGUCACAACUUCCAGGUGGUCACUCGUGGCUCCGGCGGGUCAAACUUCCCCGGCUUGUUCGACGCUCGCCCGCUGCCAAUGCGCCGAGACACGCUUGUCAUCUAUGCCGAGAGCAGCGCCGUGAUCCGCUUCAGGGCCGAUACCCCGGGCAUCAACCUAUUCCAUUGCCAUACCGAGUGGCAUGUGGAGAGCGGAUUGACCGUCACGUUCAUUGAGGCGCCGACCGAGCUACAGGCCAUGAAGCCGUACAUCCCCGUCAGCCACCGCGAUGUUUGCGACAAGCAUGGUAUUCUGAGGAAGGGUAACGCGGCUGGCAACAGCAAGAAUUGGCAGGACCUGACCGGGGCAAACACCGAGCCGCCAGCCAGUGAAUGGGGCGCUCUUGUCAAUCCACCAACUAGCCGAUGA
Molecule: messenger RNA, 2913 nt
Organism: Phaeoacremonium minimum UCRPA7
Lineage: Eukaryota; Fungi; Ascomycota; Sordariomycetes; Togniniales; Togniniaceae
Product: putative multicopper oxidase protein
Exons: 8
Coding region: 1-2913 (970 amino acids)
Biological process (GO): reductive iron assimilation; cellular response to iron ion starvation
Cellular component (GO): high-affinity iron permease complex
Molecular function (GO): copper ion binding; ferroxidase activity
Source: RefSeq, a predicted model, not a curated record